Messenger RNA from Neohortaea acidophila, 2070 nucleotides. Its product is annotated as WD40-repeat-containing domain protein. The record is from RefSeq and is a predicted model, not a curated record. Gene Ontology annotation, molecular function: dynein heavy chain binding; dynein light chain binding. Gene Ontology annotation, biological process: transport along microtubule. The transcript has a single exon. NCBI's taxonomy places the organism in Eukaryota, Fungi, Ascomycota, Dothideomycetes, Mycosphaerellales, Teratosphaeriaceae. Gene Ontology annotation, cellular component: cytoplasmic dynein complex. The coding region runs from base 1 to 2070 and encodes 689 amino acids.
AUGUCGUCGAGGCAGUCCCGACAGGAUGAGAUCCUCGCCAAGCGCGCGAAACUUGCAGAGCUGAAGCGACAACGUGAGAUACGGCAGAAGGAGUUCACCACCAGCCGACAGAGCCUCGACCCCGGCGAGCUCAAUCAACCGUCGCCUCUCCGCAAUCGCAGCGUCAACCGAGAUGGAGAGGAUCUAGAUGCCUUGGUCUCAUCGCUCGUCGAUCGCUCCUCCUCCACCGCCCCACCAGGGACUCCAGGCACACCAUCUGGUGGAAAGAGCAGAAGAGUGAGCGGCAUCAAUCAGCCAUUGCAGGACGAAGGAGCAAGUACACCACGACCAGUCCGAUCGUACCAGGAUGCUUCCACCGAUACCCAGACCCUGUCUUUCGCACAAUCACAGACUGUUUACGAGAUUCCCGUGGAAACCAAGCAAGAGGUCAUCACAUACAGCAAAGGAGUCCAAACCAACGAGGGUUGGUCAUCUCCGCGGGACUUGAGCGAAGAGGAGGCAGAUGGCGUUACAAGAAGUCGCAGCCGACGGAGGAGAAAAUUGAGUGCUCGGGCGAGGGAGCUGGAGGAGGAUCAGAUUCGACAGCGUUUACGGCAGGAGAUUGAGGACGAACUAAAGUCGCUGCAACUGCAAGACACUGUGCCGACAGACGUUUCCCGCUUCCCUGCCAGAACCCUGGCGCCCGAAGAGCUCAACGCCGUCACGAGCAGUUCCGACUUUUUCGAUUUCGUCGAACGCAGCAGCAAGGUGAUUGAGCGUGCCUUGGAUGAGGAUUAUGAUGUCCUCGCCGACUACGCCCUUCAAUCUCGUGCGGUCGAUGGCGAAGAUGACGACGAGUACGUGGGGCGAAAGGGCAGAAGGAUCAAGGAGGUCGCACAAUUCGAGCUCUCCGAACCGAUGGGCGGCAGGAGAAUGCUCAGUGAUGUGGACUUUAGCCCCAAAUUCCCCGAACUCCUCGCCGCAACAUACACCAAGUCGGCGCAGUCCCCCCACACCCCGCCAGGCCUCCUCAAUGUAUGGAAUCUCCACCUCAAAGGCCGCCCAGAGUACAGUCUGCAUGCCACCUCUGACCUCCUCUCCUGCUUGUUCCACCCUCAUCAUCCUUCUCUCAUUCUCGGCGGCACUUACUCCGGUCAGCUCUGUCUCUGGGAUACACGCGCUCGUCAUCAGCGUACCGGCGAGCCCGUGCAAAAGACACCCCUUACCGGCGGUCGCACUGGUCACGCGCAUCCCAUCUACAGCCUGGCGGUGGUCGGCACGCAAAACGCCAGCUCCAUCAUCUCGGUCAGCACUGAUGGCAUCGUUUGCGCUUGGUCGACAGACAUGCUCACACAACCGCAAGAGUAUCUCGAACUGCACUCUCCGAAUCCCUCUGCUUACAAAACCGAUGAUGUGGCUCCAACUUGCAUUUCAUUCCCGGCCUCCGACCCCACCUACUUCCUCGCCGGUACCGAACAAGGUACCAUUCACCCCGUGCACCGCUACGACCGCGCAGGUGCGAAAGCCGGAAUCGAUGCCCGUUGCAUCUACCGCGGUCACGAAGCGCCCGUAACCAGCAUCCACUUUCACCCAUCACGGGGAAAGAUUGAUCUGGGUGACCUCGUUCUCAGCACGGGAAUGGACUGGAGCGUGAAGGUGUGGCGCGCUCGACCUCCCUCGGCCACAUCUUCAACCAUCUCCGGACAGACGGACGUUGUCAAACCGAUUCUCGACAUUUCGCAUGACGACCUCGUGUACGACGCCAAAUGGUCUCCCACUCGGCCCUCCAUCUUCGGCAUGGUGGACGGCGGUGGGAAUCUUGAGGUGUUUGACGUGAAUGCCAGUUCGGAAGUGGCGGUCGGUCGUGCGCGGCCGAGUCAUCACGAGCGGGAUGUCUAUGCGAGGAAUCUGUCGUUGAACAAGCUAGCGUGGGAAAAAGGGCAGGGCAAGCAUGUUGCCGUGGGAGGGCUGGAUGGUGUUGCGACGGUGUUUGAAGUGGGGACGGAGUUGGGCGGAGUGGAGAGUAAGGGGGACGCCUGGGUUGGGGUGAAGAAGUGGGUUGGCAGGCAGAGUCGAGGGAUCAUGGAUUGA